AUGGAUGAAGAUACUCGGAGAGAUUUAAUCGAGCAAUUUCGUGCCGUCACUGGACUUGCAGAAGACUCCGACGCAAACAUCACAGAUCUACUUACUGUGAAUGGUUGGAACUUGAACAACUCGAUCUCGGUCUAUUUUGAUACGGGUUUUGACCUGAUAAGUGCUGGGGUCAAUCCAAACCAAGAAUAUUCACAUCAACUGCCAAUUGAGCCUUCCGACGACGGGAACACUGGAGGAGUUUCUAGUGGCGUGGAGGAGCAUGAAAGCACCCUUUAUCAUCGAGAAGAUUCAAGAAGUGUUCUGAAUCUCCAGAGUGAACUCUUUUUUGAUAACUAUAUACCAAAAUUGCCCAAAGCUCCUAAGAUUUCCAACCACUGGCACUUGGAGAUUGGGCUCAAUUUGAGCUUAAUAGACUCUAGUCGAAAGGAGGGGCUUGGUGCUAGCGAAGACGAAAAGACACUCAUAGAUGAAAAGUCCGACGGGGUCAGCACGUCAAAUGCUUCUUCUCCAAGAACGACUACGCUAUGGAUCAUCUUACUUUUCAUUCCAAAGUCAUUGCUUUCCAUUCUUGUAUCAAUAUUCAGGUACCUCUUCGGAGGUGUGGCCAAGAAGGUUGGUGGACUGUUGAACAAUUUCCCUAAGAGGUUCAACUACAGCACUUAUAACCCUGAGAAGGAGGAUAAACUAAGCAUAAGUGUUCCAGAACCAUCGCCAAGUCGUGGUACUUCUUCCGCCUCGGUCGUCUCGUCGUCGUUCAAUGAUGCUUACUCUGAUUCCCAAUCUAAGUAUUCGUGGUUAUUAGUGAUCUUGACUAACAAUGACAGAAAGAGUAGCCAGCUUGCACAAUCAUUUCUUACAAACCCAGAAUUCGGCAAACUUGAAGAUUUAACAUUGUAUACAAACAACAUUGAGACGUCUCGUGAGGCCUUUGAGGUAGGAAAGACUUACAAGGUUAAGAAGUUGCCUUAUGUCAUGCUUAUCGGUAAUGUUACCAAUAAUCCAUCGAUCAUGUCAUCCAUGAGCAUUGUUUAUAAAUCGAACAUCGCGUUAUCUUCUCUUGAAAACGAUGAAAAGAUAGAGGCAACUGUCCUGAAAGUGUAUAGGGGACUCUCCAAAGUUAUUGAGCAUUUCAGUCCACAGCUAAUAACCAAAAGAAUAGAUCAGCAGGAGAUUGAGUAUUCGAGGAUAAUCAAGGAGCAACAAGAUGCUGCUUACAUUGAGUCCUUGGCUUUGGAUAAGAAGAAGAAAAUGGAAAAGGAGUACCAAGUUAAGAUGGAGCAAGACCAACAAAAGUUGGCCAACUUGAGGAAGCUAUUCUUACUUUCCAGGAUUCAAAACGGCUGGAUUGAAGAUGUUAUCAAAGAAGAUAUCUCUUCCGGUAACAAAGAUUAUGUAAAGGUUGCUAUAAAAUUGCCCAAGGGAAAGAGAAUUAUUGAAGUUUUCAAGAAGCAAAUUUCGACGAUAGAAUUAUAUUUAUUUGUUGAAUUAAAAUUGUACAUAAACGAGUUGGUUGAAGAUGAAGAGAACGAAGAGUUCAAUGAUGAAAAUGAUGUGAUUAUGCAUUCUAAGGGGCUUGAUUGUACCUGUGAGUUGGAAUUAAGCGAAUAUGUAGCCAAGUUCCCAUUCAAGUUCGAGUUGAUUCAGCCCUUUCCAAAGAAGGUGAUUGAACUCGUUGAAGAAAAGAUAGGGGAAGUGAAGGAGUUGAAGAAUGGGGGAAGCCUAUUGUUUGAAUGGGUAGAGGAAGACGACGAUGACGAAGAUGAAUAA
Molecule: messenger RNA, 1767 nt
Organism: Dujonia railenensis
Lineage: Eukaryota; Fungi; Ascomycota; Pichiomycetes; Serinales; Debaryomycetaceae
Source: the annotation of a GenBank genome assembly